GGAUUUGCUGGAGGCUUCAGCCCUCUAAACGCUCCCCAGAGAGGACAGUGGGGGGAAAAAGCAGUAUUGGGCUUCUGAAAUAAGAGCCCUCCCUGUAACACAGCUGUGCCUUCACAAAAGUGGACAUUUUGUGCCAGCCCACCCCCUUGCAUCCAGAUCUUUCAGACACGAAUAAAACUUCACAGGAUAGUGCGAGCGGCCAUAGCCUCCACGGACAUGGGGCUUCUGCUGAGAGAUGAUGUUUUUGUUGACUUUUUCAACACGUUUCUGAAUCUUCCCGUUUUUGGCCAGACACCCAUUUACAUCAGUGGCACGGGCCAGUGGGACCUCUGGCCAGAGCUGUCGAGCCACCUGGAUCCCAGCCCCACGGCUUUACUGGCUUGGUUGGAAAAGCACCGGCUGCCUCACUUCUGCAAAUCCAGCCUGUGCCUCCACCUCGUCCUCUGCCAGAAGCUCCUGGGUUUCAUUCGGUCGGGGGAAGCAGCAGAACUCCUGAACUGGCAAAGCGCUGACCAGUGGCUGCUGGAGAAGUGCAUCAGCGGGAGCCAGGGCAUGCGGCACUUCCGAGCCUUUGUCCAAGGAACAGCAGGGGAAGAAUUGACCGACUUCUGGCUCACCACCGAAAGGCUCCUGGGUCUGGAUGAGUCAGAUACGAGUCAGAGGGACCUCUACCUGUCCUUGAUCCACAGGCUGAAAGCCUCUCACCUGCGUGAAGGUUCCAGUGUCAUCACCCUCUGCACGACCAUCGCUGGAUCACUGCCAAAAGCCAAGCACAUCCAGUCCAUCAGCAAUAGAAGAGACAUCCUAAGAAAGAUGCAGGAGCAGGUCCUCUUUACGAUUCAGAGUUACUGGCUCCCUAAAUUCUUCAGCCAUUGCAAGAUGGGAAUAGAAGAAGAGGAAUCAUGCCAGCCUUUGCUGCAGGAAUAUCAGGAGCGUUUAUUACAGGCUGACUGGCAGGAGCCCUCAGGCUUUUUGGAGACCCCCCCCACGAUGCAUAUCAAAAGGAGCCAGCGCUUGUCAGGGCCCUACUGUGGCCAGAAGGCCAAAACAAAGAUCUGGGCUCUGGUCAAGGAGAGAAGAGGCACCCAAGAAAUGAAGAUGCCCCGUUUUCGGGUGAAACCAGAAAGGCAGCCAGGGUCAGCUAGGAGCACAAGGGAACCGCAUCUGGAUAAAGAUGCUUUGGGAUCAAUUCCUCAGCAGUCAGAGCAUCCUGCAAAUGCUGCCUUUAAUGGCAAAGGGGGAGUAACUCCUCCCAGAAGACCUAGUGCAGAGCAGAUCAGUCAUCUGGAAGACCUCUGUGAGGAAAAAAUCCUCUCUAACCUGCCUUCCUCUGCACCUCUUGUCCAGCUGCCCUCCCUGAAAGGAUCGGCCAAGACCUUGAGUUUCCUUCCCUGGGCCCUUAGUGCUGACACCUGUGCCGGACAACCCUUCAGAGACUUCUUGAAGCACCAGGACCGGCCCAUGGAGACUCAUCUCCUGGACCUGUGGCACGACCUGGAGGAAUUUCUGCCCGUGGUGCUGGACUCCAGCAGAGAAAACAACUUCUUCCUCCGUCAUUUGACCGGGGAUAAGAUAUGCAAGUCCUACCUGGAGGAGGACAACAUUGAGAAGCUUCCCUUGGAGACCAGGACUCUCACGGGUUUGUGGAACCAUCUGAUAUUUGGAGAAUUCUCCCCCUGGAUAUUCAGAGCCCAGAAGGAGAUUUGCAAGGUGCUCUGCUGCUUCUAUGAGGAAUUUCUGGCUGCUGAUGAUAGGACGUUCCUCCAGUUUAUGUCUCCAGGUGGUGAUGUCGCAGUGCCUGAGAUGCAAGGCCACACUGCUGACAGGAGUGAAUGUUUCCUCCUGUCCCAGAGGAUAAACCAGACCUUGAAGCUGUGCCAGACCUUGCAUGGCACAAGGAACUUGGAAGGUGUCUCCUCCGAGUACUGGCAAUUACUUGCUUCUCGGGACCUCCGGAAAGGGGGCUCCACUCAGGCAGAGAUGGAACUUCUCCUGUGCAGCCCAGACUUCCAGAAGAUGAUGUCAGAGGAGCUGGCUGUGGAUAGCCCAAGCAAGGAUGAUGAGCUUGUGCAUCUCCUAAGUGCAUUACUUGCUGCUGGACCCGAGGGGAGUGUUGGAGCGAUGAAGCUCCCCACUGCUGCAGUAAAGAAGCGAGCUAAAAGACACAGGGUUAAGCAGCAGCAGCAGGACCGGCAGCAGGAGGAGCAGGAGGAGGAGCAGCUGCAGGAGCUGCUUGCCUUGAGCAAAAAGCCGAAGUCCAGGCGUCGUGUGCAGAGAACCACCACUGUCCGGCGUGAGGCACAGAACAUCAAAACACGGAAACUCAAAGGAGAGAACCUCGAGACAGAGAACCUCGAGACAGAGAACCUUGAGGCAGAAAACCUCGAGGAAGAGAACCUCGAGGAAGAGAGGAUGCAGUGGGCCUGGGAUGCCAUUCGUGAACUCGUCAGGAGCUUCUGCAAGUUCCAGAGGGAGAUGGAAAAUGACGAACGCCGUGUGGAGUUUGAGAACUUUCUCUGUUGGGAACGAAGAAACCAGAGGGAAAACUUGCCUGUGAGCUCAAAGCAGAGCAAGAGGCCCGCGAGUACCUCCCGCAAGGGCAAAGCCCGCCUGGAAAACGUGGUGCUGGUGAAACGCUGCAUAUUUGACAAAGAGGUCAUUGUCGUCAACUUCCUCGUGGACGACCUCCACUUUUACCUGGAGAUGGACAAGUUUUCUCGGCUGGCUGAUGCAGUGGAAGCUCUGGCAGCCUGCAACAUAGUGUCAGAAAGGAAAAUUGCUUUUCUUAAAAAGAAAGUUGCUGUCAUCAACAAGCUCUUCCUAGACUCUGAUAUGCCCCCGAAGCUGCGGGUGAACAUCUCUGAAAAAGAGAGAGAAUUGAUCUGGCGUUUAUCUUCCAAGGGGCCACUGACCCGUGCCAUCUACCACAAGGCCAAGGCCACCAUUGUCCCCAUCCUGAUGUACUUCUGGAAAAGGUUCUGCAUCUGGAAAGUGAUGAGGAGCUUUCGGGUCUAUGAGGACGACAGGAGCUUUCAGGCCUCCAAGAAGGACAUGGUGCCAGUCUCUAAGAAGGACAAGGUGCCGGUCUCUGAGAAGGGCAAGGUGCCGGUCUCUGAGAAGGGCANGGUGCCAGUCUCUGAGAAGGACAAGGUGCCAGUCUCUGAGAAGGACAAGGUGCCGGUCUCUUCGCUUCCUACGAAAACCUCCUCCAAAUUAUCCAAGAUCCGCACUCCCCGUCGGCCAAGGCCCAUUCCCAUUGCUCCAGGUUUUGCUCCAGGGAAAAGCCCUGUCCUUGUCUUCUCGCUCUCAGAAGGCCUCCAGAUCAUGAUGCCAGAGCCCCAGAAGAAAACUGAGCCUUUGGAGGAGCAAGAAGAUGCAGAUAAAAAUCUUGAGAAGAGGCCCUCCCUCAGCAAGUGAGCGGGCAACAAGGAAAGGACAGCCCUCCCUAGAACAACAGCCCUCCCAAAACACCACCCACAGGGAGUGGUGCAGGGUGUGAUCCAUGGAAGCUGAGCAGCCUGGCCACACUGAAUAGUUUGUACUUAAUCAGCAGGAAGACCUAAAAAUAAAGCAACUUCAGCUUACCUGGUAACAGCACAGCAACCUGCACCUCUGCAACCGUGACAGGGAUAUGCCACAGCAUGUGCUUCUAGCCAAGGAGACACCCUCAUCCACACAAAUCUCCUUCCUCACAUGUAUCUGUGAAAUGUAUCUCAGCUCCUCACCUCUCCCCACCUUCCACACAAAUCAAAUACUUCCUGUGCUGGCAAGGCUGAGAGAGCCCACCUGGUUC
Messenger RNA from Lepidothrix coronata (blue-crowned manakin), 3793 nucleotides. It is a transcript of the gene RGSL1, whose product is annotated as regulator of G-protein signaling like 1. The record is from RefSeq and is a predicted model, not a curated record. The coding region runs from base 217 to 3417 and encodes 1066 amino acids. NCBI's taxonomy places the organism in Eukaryota, Metazoa, Chordata, Aves, Passeriformes, Pipridae. The transcript is spliced from 21 exons.